AGAGAGAAAGAGAAGAGAAGAGAAGAGUACAACGUGGAAGUUGAAGAAGAAGAGGUGGAGGUUGAGAAGGAAGGGGCGGAGGGAGCGGAGGCGGUGGAGAGAGGACAAGCAGGGAAGUUUCCGUCUGUCCGAAGUGGAUGGGGGUGAAAAUGUUCGGAGUGUUGCUGGCAUGUGUCUGGCUGGUUGCCGGCUCCCCGUUACAUCCCUGGCCGCUAAUACCACACAAAGCAAUCACACAAGGAUCCUACAUCAAACAUUACACUGCCGCCUGGUACGAUACUGUGGCUCUAAGGGAACGUCGUGACACUUGGACUUCCGGGCAUCCAGGAGACGCGACACUGAAUCUACGUCUUCACGCUCUCGACAGGGUGUUCAAGAUGAGACUCACAAGAGAUACCAGUUUAUUCCACGAGGACGUCGUCUUUGAAGGAUCGAAUGGUCGAGAGAUCGGGUUCGAUCCGUUGCACGCUUACACUGGAACGCUAGAGGACGAUGAGAAUUCCUUGAUUCAUGGAAUUGUAACAGAGGAAGGUCUCUUUGAUGGAACCAUUUUCACGGCAUCCGAUGAAAUUUACAUCGAACCUGCCAGCAGAUACGUUCCACUCGUAUGCCACCGGCAAGACGGCGAACAUAAAGACACGACAGACACGAUGCAUCACCAUACGAUCGCGUAUCGUUCGAUGGACGUGAAUGUUUCACACCAUACCGGAUAUCCGUGUGCGAGCGAGCUGUUGCGAGAGAACACAUUCAACGGACUGAGAACAAACAGAACGUGGAGUGGAUAUCUUGGGGACAGAAUGCGGCCGUUUUAUCAACAACACCUAAACGAGGGCAAGUCUCGGGCCAAGCCAGGUUUUUAUCCGAAAGACGCCAGAAAGAAGGACCCCAUGGCGAGCUCGCACAAUUUGGAGAUGCUCGACAAAUUAUACAGAGAAAGAUACUCCAGAGUCCUUCGAAAACGAACGUCGGUGGAUCCGAAAAAAACCACUUGCAUGCUGUAUCUGCAAGCGGAUCAUACGUUCUUCGAUCAUUAUAAGUCAGAAGAGGCAUGCAUCGAGGUGAUGACACGUCACGUGCAGCGUGUCAACUCUAUUUACAGGUAUACAGAUUUCAAUCAAGAUGGUCAACCGGAUAACAUUAGUUUCAUGAUAAAACGCGUGAAAGUUCACGGUGAAGGAGCUCUGAACGACCCAACUUAUAGGUUCACCGGUACCUACGGUGUCGAAGAAUUCCUCGAAUUGUUCUCAGAAGAGGAUUACGACGCGUUCUGUCUCUCGUACAUGUUUACGUAUCGCGACUUCGAGAAAGGAACUCUAGGUCUGGCGUGGACUGGAGACUUAAAAAAUGCCGGUGGUGUAUGCGAAAAGAACGGGCACUACAGGGGUAGCAUGAAAUCGCUCAACACCGGUAUAAUCACCCUCUUGAACUACGGCAAACACGUACCACCGACGGUUUCUCACGUCACCCUUGCACACGAGAUCGGUCACAACUUCGGAUCCCCUCACGAUCCGGACGAGUGUUCACCCGGAGGAGAGGACGGAAAUUUCAUAAUGUUCGCCAGAGCGACCAGUGGCGACAAACGAAACAAUAAUCGUUUCAGUCCCUGCAGCCUGGUGUCCAUAAAUCCUGUUCUAAAUGCCAAGGCUCGUUCGUCGAAAGGCUGCUUCGCUGAGCCUCAGAAUGCCAUCUGCGGGAACGGGGUGGUGGAGAAUGGCGAAGAGUGUGAUUGCGGCUGGGAGGAGGACUGUAACGACCCUUGUUGCCACCCUCAACGACUUCAUCAUGCCUCUCAUGAGAUACCAUGUCGUCUUGCCGAUGGUGCAGUCUGCAGUCCUAGUCAGGGCCCUUGCUGCACAUCCGGUUGCACUCUGCGCAACGGCGAUAAGUGCAGGGACGACAACGGGUGCAGGGACGCGAGCUUUUGCGACGGUCGUGGUCCCCAGUGCCCACCAUCCAUCAACAAACCUAACAAGACCAUAUGCAACGAGGAGUUCGUCUGCUACAUGGGGGAAUGCACCGGCAGCAUUUGCCUGGCUUACGGUCUGGAAUCCUGUCAGUGCAUCGCUGGGCCCGAGGAUCCUCCUACCAAAAGCUGCGAACUGUGUUGUAAAUUGCCAGGAGAGGAUCAACCAUGCCGAUCAUCGUUCACAUGGAAUUCAGCGCCCUACGAUAUUCCUGACAUGCUGUCGAAACCAGGCACGCCGUGCAACGAUUACAAUGGCUAUUGCGACGUCUUCCAGAGAUGUCGUGAGGUGGAUCCCAGCGGACCUCUGGCAACUUUGAGACGGCUUCUUCUAUCGGAUGCCAGCUUAGCGAGCUUUCAACGCUGGUUGGUCGAUCGUUGGUACCUCCUUGUCGUCGUUACUUUCAUUUUACUGCUACUUCUGAUGUUCGUAACGCGUCUAGUGAAGAAACGUCGCGACAAUCGUUUAAAAAUCUCUUCGACCAUGGACAAUCAAUCCAAUACGAACGACGAACCAUCGAAAGAAUCUUCUUCCUUACGAAAAAUACAAUCCAUGAACAUCUCUAGACUAAAAAGAAGACUGGUGGAGGCGAUGAAGAGUAUAAUAGCGUCUCCCAGACGAAAAAAGGAACCGUUUGCGCAAGGAGAUUCAUUCUUUUCGCGAAUAUCUCAACUGUUGGUCAGUGAUUCGUCUCGUACUCGUUCUGAGAAACAAUCCUCGAACGAAGUCGAACAACUGUACAAAAAUAAUGAUGAAAUGACGAAAAACGACGCUGAUUGUGAGGAUACUUCGGUGAGACAAAAAGUUGCGGUCGAAAGGACGACAAGGGUCGUCGUCUCGAAGAGUAAGAACGAUGGCUGGAGACGAUUCUCUUUAUUGUUGGUUGGUAAUCGUGGUACAAGUUCCUUUUUGGGACGAAGAAAAUUGAACAACGGUAAAUCGAUGAGUGGACAGACUUGGAGGAAAAGCGUGCAAGUUGAUAAAUUCUGCAAUACGACGAAGACGAUCGUAAAUCCGUGUAGAAAGGUGGAUAGGUACCAAACGGAACCUCUGAUGGUGCCUGACACACCGCCGGACACUCCUGGUGACACUUUGGAAAGGAGGGUUCAGACAUCUGAUUUAACUGAGCUAUUGGCUGACAGUUAGUUUGGAAGGAAUCUGUGAUUAAAGUUAUGGGCUCAUGAUCGAUUGGAAUGUAUUUAUGCGAACCAUUCCGUGGAAAUAUUGAUUGUAAGUUGUCUUCUUAAUCCUUAAAAUUUUUAUAAUCUUUUUUCAACUCACUGAUCAUUUUUUCCCAGCUUCAAAUUAUAAGCUAAGAAAAUUCGUCAAAUGUCGAAUAUCACAUACAUAUGUAUGUACCUAUACAUAUAACUAUAUUAAUCUAAAAUUCAUAUUUCAUCGCGAACGUCCAUAGCACACAAACGGUUCAAGUUGGCUACCAAAAUUCUUCUUUAACUUUAAACUAACGUAACAAAUAUUAAUUGGGAUACUAUAAAGAAAAUAGAUUAUUCUAACACUCGACGGAAGCUUUUACUUUGAUUUGAACAAUCGUAAAGGUCCCCACGGUGUGGUUUGUACGAUAAAACGGUCAAGUUUGAGGAGAACUUGCGACGGAAGUCCGUGUGUAAAUAUUGUACACAGAAUCUUGUAACGAUAUCAUGGUAGAUUAGUUUAUAGAAUAAGGGUGAGAAGUUCGCGUAGGGCCGACAGUUUGCGUAAUCGGAGUGGAUUCUUGUAAUUUCUGUAGUUCAAACAGCUCUUCGCGUAGAAGCGGACCAAAAGUAGAGGGGGAAAAAAAAAUAUGAUCGUCCAGCGCUAAAAUCGUAGACGUGUAUAUAAAAAGCGAUUCAUUGUUACUGUAAAAUAAAACAGACGUUAUCAUUCGUUUACUAACAUCCAGUCAACUGAUGUACUUCAGCUUCCCUGGUUUCCUUUCAUUCCGUUUACACUUAUUGUUAGUUGUUGUAAGUUGUUAUUAUUUUGCAUUCUUAAAUGCAAAAUCCAAAGCUCAAACAUUUUUCUAUUAAAUAAUAUAUUCAACGGAUAAUUAGGAUAUUUGUUACAUGAUGUUUUUUUCAUUAAAAUUCUACGAUUCGUUUGAAUAAAACUAUCCGAAAAAUUAUACUAAUAA
Messenger RNA from Osmia bicornis bicornis, 4095 nucleotides. RefSeq names its product disintegrin and metalloproteinase domain-containing protein 10-like. The transcript is spliced from 16 exons. The record is from RefSeq and is a predicted model, not a curated record. Lineage: Eukaryota; Metazoa; Arthropoda; Insecta; Hymenoptera; Megachilidae. Bases 138 to 3110 code for a protein of 990 amino acids. Gene Ontology annotation, molecular function: metalloendopeptidase activity. Gene Ontology annotation, cellular component: plasma membrane. Gene Ontology annotation, biological process: Notch signaling pathway; membrane protein ectodomain proteolysis.